Molecule: messenger RNA, 699 nt
Organism: Sporisorium graminicola
Lineage: Eukaryota; Fungi; Basidiomycota; Ustilaginomycetes; Ustilaginales; Ustilaginaceae
Exons: 2
Coding region: 1-699 (232 amino acids)
Source: RefSeq, a predicted model, not a curated record
AUGGCGCUUCCUCCUUCGCUGCAGGCGCUGUCCAUCGGCUCCCUUACUGCUCCCAAUACUCUCGAGCUGUUUCUGGACUAUCUCUGCCCCUUCUCGGCCAAGCAGCUCAAGGGCGUCAACGAGCAUCUGCUUCCGCUCGUCAUCGGUGACUCAGCUCAGUACAAGGACCAGGUCCGAAUCGUCAUCCGACCCUACCCUCAGCCGUGGCACUCGAGCUCGACGCUGCUUCACGAGUCGGCCCUUGCCGUGGCCAAGAUUGCGCUUACCGAUCCGACCGUCACCGCCAUCCCGGACCGCAAUGCUUUCUGGCUCUACUCGUUGGAGCUCAUGAAGGAGCAGGAGCGCUUCUUUGAUGGUCCCGCUCGCGGUAAGGCUCCGGACCAGAUCCGUAGUGAGCUCGCGACGCUGGCGAUCGAGACCGUCGGCGAGGGUCCCAAGAAGCGCAAGCAGAAUGCGAUUCAUAGAGACUUGCAGGGUACGCCGCUGGGUCAGUCGGUCAAGAAUCAAAUUCGCGUCGAGAAAGAGGGCAAUGGCGGCAGUGCGGUCGUGCCCGAACUCAAGUACUGUGUCAAGCUCGGUCGUCAGAACGGCAUCCACGUCACACCAACGUGUCUCUGGAACGGUCUCGUGGAAGGUAGCAUCUCGUCUUCGUUCGAUCAGGCUGCGUGGAAGGACUUCCUCGGCAAGCAGAUUGCCUAA